ACCCGCGGCCGCGUACAGGGGCUGCUGGAGGAGGAGGCAGCGGCACGGGGCCGCCUCGAGCGCACCCGCCUCGGAGCGCUUACCCUGCCCCGCGGGGACAGGCCCGGACGGGCGCCGACGACCGCCAGUGCCCGCCCGUCGCGGAGCAAGAGAGGUGGAGAAGAUCGAGUGCUUGAGAAAGAAGAGGAAGAAGAUGAUGAUGAUGAAGAAGAUGAUGAUGAUGAUGUGUCGGAGAGCUCAGAAGUGCCCGAUAGUGACCGUCCUGCAGGUGCCCAGCACCAUCAACUUAAUGGUGAGCGGGGCCCUCAGAGUGCCAAGGAGAGAGUCAAGGAGUGGUCACCCUGUGGACCCCACCAGGGCCAGGAUGAAGGCCGGGGACCAGCACCGGGCAGUGGCACCCGCCAGGUGUUUUCCAUGGCAGCCAUGAAUAAGGAAGGGGGAUCAGCCUCUGUUGCCACUGGGCCAGACUCCCCAUCCCCUGUGCCUUUACCCCCAGGAAAACCAGCUCUCCCUGGGGCUGACGGGACCCCUUUUGGCUGUCCUUCUGGGCGCAAAGAGAAACCAGCUGACCCCGUGGAGUGGACAGUGAUGGACGUAGUGGAAUAUUUCACCGAGGCAGGCUUCCCAGAGCAGGCAACAGCUUUCCAAGAGCAGGAAAUUGACGGCAAGUCUCUGCUGCUAAUGCAGCGUACAGAUGUGCUCACCGGCCUGUCCAUCCGCCUGGGCCCAGCCUUGAAAAUCUACGAGCAUCACAUCAAGGUGCUUCAGCAAGGCCACUUUGAAGAUGAUGACCCUGAUGGCUUUCUAGGCUGAACGCCCAGCCUUACCCCUACCCCAGCCCAUUCCAGCUACCUUCUCACCCAAGACCCCCCAAAGUCCAGGAGCUGGAUGGGACACCCUCAGCCCUCAUAACAGAUUCCAGGGAGGAGACACUCUUUACUCAUUUCUCCAUUUCAUGUCUCUCUUUACACACAUCAACUCCCCGCUCAUCAGUACGGUGGAGGGACAGUGGCCUGUUCAUUUCACCCCUAGAAGGCCAAUCCUUCCUCCAGCCCAGGACAUUUUUGGAAAAAGAAAAAACAAAAGGAAUAGAGGGGCUUCUCAUCCCCUCCAAGAUCCUCUUCAGUUCAGCCAUUUGUUUCCUGUAUAAAUGUUUUUUUCUUGCCUGUUUAUUUUGGUGGGUGGCCUUUUCUCCACCACCGCCCAUGCCCUUUUUCCAGGCUACCUUGGGCCCCUAGAGAGUGGCUGGGGUGGGUUACCUGGGCUUUCUUUCCCCUUUCUUUCUUUCUGUUGGUUGUUGCUCCAGCUGGCUAUAUUGCUUUUUAAUAUUGCACCGAAGGUUUUUUAAAUAAAAUUUUAAAAAAAGGAAAAGG
This is a messenger RNA of Otolemur garnettii (small-eared galago), 1373 nucleotides long. RefSeq names its product sterile alpha motif domain containing 1 (gene SAMD1). The record is from RefSeq and is a predicted model, not a curated record. Lineage: Eukaryota; Metazoa; Chordata; Mammalia; Primates; Galagidae. The annotation marks the transcript as partial. The transcript has 5 exons. Gene Ontology annotation, molecular function: protein binding.